AUGGACGCCAGCAAUUACCUGUCGCUAGAUGAGGACGAGACUUCGGACGAAGUGCCGCUUGAGGAAGGCCUGUCGUUAGAGGAUAAUGAUGAUGAUCCAAACGGCGAUGGAGGGCCUCAGGAGGUGGCUGAGGAGAAAGAUGUCCCAGGCGCACCAAAACCUGCCGUACUCGACCAGCCGCCCGACGAGGAGCUUGCUGGAGGGAUGACGAUAAAGGAGGUGCACACGGCCUAUGGUGGUUCCGAUGACUGUGAAUACCCGAUCACCGACAUUGUGCAUGUCACAGCCAUCUGUCCUCAGACCGACCUGCGCACUCUAGAUCAGCUCUUAGGCGACCCUCUUGAGAGAACAUUGACUACAGAGCUGGUGUUUCAAGUUGAGAUGGCCGGCCUGUUGGCUGGAGACUUAACUGAGGACCUGGCUGAGCAACAAGCUAAAAAGCUCUUGGAGGGGUUGUCUUCGAGGCAGUCGGCGCCGCAAUUUCUCCAAGGCGAGAGUGAUAGGGAGUGGUCACACCUCGUCACGUUGUCAUCCGUCCACCACCUUGCCGGCUCCGUUCUUCGGUCGACUGAGAGAUUCAUCGACUCGAAAAUGACCCUCCGCAGCCGGAUUGCCAGCAUCUACGCGGAUAAAAGUUCACCGGGGGAUAUUCAUGCUGUCUGGGAUAGGUUCACAGCAACGCUCGGUGUGCCAUCAGAAGGACUGGUCGAGGAACAGACCGAGGGGGAAAAGCGGUUUCCGCUUCUCACGUACUAUACAGCGUACAAGGUCGAGAAUUUACUUAAACAGCCAGAGUUCCGCGACCUCGAGCCAGCUUUUGUAUCCCUCGCGGCACCUCAUCGCCAGUCACAGUUUGAUCCACUGCGAAUUCCAUGGCUGGAGUCAGGAUUAAAGCUCAACAGCAACUAUACUCAGUGGUUGAAACGCAACGAGACCCGGCCCCUAUACGUCCACGGAUCAUCUCGCCGCGCCACCCAUGACGUCUCAGACUAUAUCUCACUCGUGUGGCGGAAAGAAAUGGCAGAGAAGAACGAAGAUAGCUCAAAGGCUCUCAUCUUCAAGUUCGAUUCUGCUGACCCCCUUCGGGAUUCAUUGGCGGAUAUGGUAGCAUCGUUCAUUCUCGAGGGAGCGAACGUGUACCCGGGGGAAUGUCUUACCGGACGUAAUUCUGGGUUGAUCCUUGAGGACUGGUAUCGUGCUCAGUCCGGAUGGUCCGAGGAGUCCUGCAUUGCCAUAAUUGAAGCACUCAGGAUAUUUUGCUUCAACGACAAGGCACUUUUUGUGCUCAAUGACUUAGACCAAUGCAGUCGGGAGAGCCGCGUCGCAUUUCUGGACUACCUCAGCGACCUUUCGGAUCGAUGUGGACGUACCUUCAAAGUUGUCAUCACGACGCAAAACCCCCAAGCUCUCCAGGGGGAGAUCCACGACUGUCUAGAUCUGAGCGCCGAUAGCUACGCCCUGACCUUCGACAGUGACAACGUUUUGGAGGAAACCCAAGCUAAGCUCUUAGACCGACUUGGUGGGAGUAGUACACAUGAAAAUCGUCUUAAGGAGGUGUUCAAGAAACUCACCCCCUUGGAUAAGGGAAUUGCCACGAAGCUCCGGCUAGCCGAGGACUACAGCGAAUGGCCCGCCAACUCCUCGUUCGGAUCCUUUGACCGAUUCACCGUUUUCGUAGAGUCGAUGCAACCAGACGAGACCCCAGAAGAAACACUCGAUAAAACGUUGAGGUCAGUCCCCGAUUAUGAAGAGUUCCGCUGGGUGCUAGGCUGGGUCAUUUCCGGUUACCGCCCUUUGAGCUUGGACGAGCUCUCCGAUCUUCUACGCUGCCAUCGCGCCGAGGGGAACUGGCCAGCGUCCACCUCUUCCAGGCGGUCCUUGACGACGGGCUAUUCGCAACAACUAAAGUCGUGGCUGAGAGUGCUUGCCACGUUCGAAGAUAACAGAGUCAGGCUCCGGGACGAAAUCCGAGAUAUUGUUGGCCGCAAUUUGGAAAGGGAGAGGUUCACUUGGACCGAGGUGGCGCGGACGGCUCACCAGGCCAUCGUGGAGUUUUGCCUUGCCUACCUCGUCUCUGCCGAGGCCCGGAGCCAGCUGGAAGAUCUGUUCUCGGCGUUUGGAACGCGCAUUGGAGAUGGAGCAGAGGAAGGGUGCCAGCCAUCGACCGUUUCUAUCGCCGCAGACGGGGAGGGAAUCCUGUUUUAUAUCGUCCAGGCCUUCCCCUUCCAUCUUUCUAAGUGCUCCCCAGCCGAACGUGCCGGCGCCCUAGAGCGUCUUCUUGCAACUCCAGAGAACAACCCGUACACGCCCUGGGCUCGAGUCUACUGGGCGAUGAGCAAUCCCUUCUCACGGACAUCUAACCCACCCGAGUCUCCUCUUCCGAUUCUUGUGGGCCUGGACAUAUUGUCAUACGAGGACGUGAACGAGACCCCGCUGGAUGUACGACAACAAUGCAUUGUGGCAGCUGCGGGCAGCCGCAACAACACAAGUAUGGUUACCGAGUAUCUGCGAGAUGCCUCUUCGUCCGCGGAAAUACCGUUCCUUAUGAAUGUUCUCCUGGCGGGGGUUCGAGGAUACAACGAGCAAGUUGCUCUCGAGGUGGUCACCAGAAUAUCGUCACUGUCGGAGGGUGAUGGGACAGCAAUAAAGUGGCCAGAAUCCGCCAUAUGGGCAGCUUCAUGGCUCAACAUGGACCGGUUCGCCACCGCCAUCCUGAGCCGUGGCGCCAACCCCAACCCGCUGGGCAACUCGCCAACGCCCCCCGAAAUAACCACGGCGUAUUAUCCCGGUCCCCUGCAUUUGUCGUGCUGCCUUGGUCAUGAGGCCAUGGUGAAAGCCCUCGCCGACCAUGGUGCAGACCUCCACCAGCUCCGAGACAACCGCAUCGGCUGCCUCCAGUCAGCCGCCGACCGCGGCUUCGCCGGUGUGGCCAAGCUACUCGUCACGAGGGACCACUCCUUGCUUGAAUCAAGGCUACCGUGCAGCAGCCUGUACGACGCGGCAGAUUUCGGCAGCCACAAGGUCGUCGAAGCCCUGUUGGAACUCGGAGCGGACCCAGAGCCUGGGCAGAGUGGCAACGGAGGGCCGGAGGACGCGGACUCUGGGUGGAAUCCUCUCACCGUAGCCUGCUUCAGCUCGUACCCGAAAGUCGUGGAGGUCCUGCUGAGGCACAACGCCAACCCCAACUGCAUCGGCGCGAACGGCGCCUCGACACCCCUCUUGUUCGCCACUACCAAUGACCCAGACCUUGAUUCCGCGGACUUACAAGGCAGUACGGUGCUCAUGAGGUCUGCAAACAGCGGCCGGGUGACUUUGCUUCGGUGGCUGUUGGAUAACGGCGCCGAUAUCAACGCGCAGGACACUUACAAAGAAAGCGCUUUGCAUUAUGCCGCCAGGGCGGGGCAGGUCGAAGCGACGAGAGAGCUCCUCCAGCGAGGCGCCAGAGUCAACACAGGCGGUCCCCCGGUUCUUGUGUCCGCGAUAGACUACCCUGAGGUAUUUAAACUUCUUCUCGAUGCGGGUGCCGACCCGGAUGCCGAGAACUCCUCAGGGAGUAGUCCCAUCAACAUGGCGGUUGCUAGUCGAAAUGAGGCCGUGGUCAAAAUGCUCAUCGAGAAGAAGGCCAACAUCAACCACCCAGAUCAUGUUGGCUGGCCACCCAUAUUUGACGCCGCUAUCUACGUAGCUGAUGCAUCCUUGACCCGCCUCCUGGCCGAAAACGGCGCCGACCUUACAGGGAUGGUCAACGGCAUGGACCUAAUACACCAUGCGACCUCGGUGGAUUCAGAGAUCAUGGGGGUUCUCCUCGAGUUCAGGCGGUAUCUCAAGCUCGAUACGGUUGAUAGCGAUGGCAACACCGCGCUGCUUAGAGGCAGCCUCACCAACUCGGGCAAUUUCGAGUGCCUGAAGCGGCUCGUACUGGCAGGCGCCGACGUCAACGCCAAAGACAAAGACAACGAGACUGUGGUGCACAACGCCGUCCGCAACCGCAACGACGAACUGUUAUCUCUCCUCCUGGCACAGCCGGAGACGGACAUCAACUGCGGGGCGCUCAUCAACCAGGUCACGCCCAAAUGCAUCAACAGCACGUCGCUGAUGGCGGCGCUGUACCCUAUCGAAGCAAAUCGGGACCAGGACAGCGAGGAUAUCGACCGGCUGGUACGGGAGCUCGUGGAACGCGGGGCGGAUGUCAAGCAGCGGUCCGGGGUAGCCUAUACUAUACGGCGCUGUCGCGGCAUGCCUGGGAGAGGUGCAAACACAAUCAACUUCUUGCUGGACGAAGGCGCCGCGGCCGACGUGGAGGACCCCGUGUUCGAGCGGCUGCCGCUGCACUUCGAGGCAGCAAACGGGCUCGAAAACUUCCGCACCAUACUACUCGCCUUCCGAGGCAGCCUGCUGCACCAGGAGGCUACCGGUAAGACGUCGAUGCACAGGGCGGCGCAGUUCGGCAACGCCGACGCCGUGCGCUUCAUCCUGGCCUCCCCCGCGCGAUGGGGGAGGCCCCGCGCGAAGCGCCCGUACGUGGACCAGCGCGACGAACACGCUGGACGCCACUGUGCUGGGCGGUGCGGCAGCUCGGACUUGGCUGGGUCGAGGGCAUGCAGUCCGAGACGGCCGACCACGCCGCCGUCGUCCGCGUGCUGCUCGAAAAUGGCGCUGAUGCCGGGGUCGACUGCCGGCUCGGUAACGAGGGUGACCACCGAAGACCCUCACGGUGCUGGAACUGGCGGCGGCGGAAGCGCCGGCGACGAGGUCAUCGACACGCUCACCAAACACCUGGAGCAGCGCGGCCCCGUGGAUGUUGGCACUAGUUAUGGCCCUGUCUGCCGAUACAACUUCGCCUCCGCCGGUUGUGACAUGUGUUUCUCCAGCAUCCUCGGCUACCACUACCUUUGCACUUCAUGCCCCGGCUACGUCGUCUGCACCACCUGCCUCCCUACCAUCAGCAAGUACCACAACGGCGAGGUGUGCGAAGACGGUCUGCCGCAUGCGUUCGAGAACAAGGGCGAAACUGAAUACCAGGGCAUGCAGGUGCUGGACUACGAAGGUGACGCGGAUGGGCUGGAACUAAUCGAUAAUCCGGACAAUGAAGGGAGUGCUAAGGAGGUUAUCCUAGACGAUCUCGAAGGCGGAUCUUGA
This is a messenger RNA of Chaetomium globosum CBS 148.51, 5139 nucleotides long. RefSeq lists its product as uncharacterized. Lineage: Eukaryota; Fungi; Ascomycota; Sordariomycetes; Sordariales; Chaetomiaceae. Gene Ontology annotation, molecular function: zinc ion binding; protein binding. The transcript has 9 exons. Bases 1 to 5139 code for a protein of 1712 amino acids. The record is from RefSeq and is a predicted model, not a curated record.